This is a messenger RNA of Drosophila novamexicana, 1269 nucleotides long. Its product is annotated as lipase 3-like. Gene Ontology annotation, biological process: lipid metabolic process. The coding region runs from base 1 to 1269 and encodes 422 amino acids. The transcript has 3 exons. The record is from RefSeq and is a predicted model, not a curated record. Lineage: Eukaryota; Metazoa; Arthropoda; Insecta; Diptera; Drosophilidae. Gene Ontology annotation, molecular function: hydrolase activity, acting on ester bonds.
AUGGCCAGAAACCUCAUCGUUAUUUUGUCGUCUCUAUGCAUUUGGAUAGGUGCUCGAAGUGCUCCAGCUGGGCUAGACUCAAGUGUCUUUGAGGGCGCAGAUUUCUUCCAACUCUUUAACGAUCCGGACGGACAUUUAAAAUUGAACCCCAGACUGAAAACGGAUGAUCGCAUUAGAGCGCACGGAUAUCCGGGAGAGCUGCAUUAUGUGCCCACCGAAGACGGCUACAUAAUUGGAUUAUUUCGCAUUCCCCAUUCGCACAAGCUGCAGAAUCAGGCAAAGUAUCGUCCCAUUGUGCUGAUGCAGCAUGGCAUAUCGGGCUGCUCCGACAAUUGGAUCGCCAUGGGUCCCGAUAAUGCUCUGGCCUUUCAGCUGGCCGAUGCGGGCUACGACGUCUGGCUGGGCAAUGCACGGGGCAAUACGUACUCAAGGAACCACUCGUCGAUAUCCACGCAGCAUCCAUAUUUCUGGCGCUUCAGCUGGCAUGAGAUUGGCUACUUUGAUAUUGCGGCUAUGAUCGACUAUGCACUGAAAACAAACGGACAGGAACAACAAGCCAUUCACUAUGUGGGCCACUCGCAAGGAACAACCGUUUUCCUAGCACUUAUGUCCACGCGUCCCGAGUACAAUCGGAAAAUCAAGACAGCCCAUCUGCUGGCUCCGGUUGCCUUCAUGAACAACAUGGACAGCCUGAUGGCGCGAGCGGUUGGACCCUAUCUGGGACAUCACAAUACUUACGCCCUGCUGUUUGAGUCACAGGAGCUCUUACCCUACAAUGAUUUCAUACUGUCUUUUAUCUAUAACACAUGCGGGCCGGACUCAAGGUUUCGAGACUUCUGCAGCGUCUUUCAUAACAGCAGCACCGACGGACGCUCCAAUUCGAGUGCGGUUGCGAUCAAUGCUUUAACAACUCCCGCCGGAGUAUCCACCAAUCAGUUCUUGCACUACCUACAGGAGCAACAGUCCGGACACUUUAGGCGCUACGACUUUGGUACCAAGAGGAAUUGGAUGGAAUACAAUGCGGAAGUGCCGCCGGAUUACCCAACCAAUCUAAUUACGUGUAGCACACAUUUGUGGUACUCGGAUAACGAUGAUAUGGCCGAUGUUGGGGAUGUCUUGCGUUUGGCUGAAACAUUGCCCAACAAGGAAAUGCAUCAUAUGGAGGAUCCCAUGUGGAAUCACGGCGAUUUUGCCACUAACUGGGAGGUGCGCAAAUAUAUUAAUGAGCCAAUUAUUAAAAUCAUAAACCAAUUCGAAGGGCUCAUUUAA